AUGUACCUUGUACUAGAGGCGACUAAUUUCAAUGGCAUCAACAGCAAUAGAAGCGGCUAUCGUGGGGGUCGCAGUGGACGUCGUGGCGGCCAUGGAGGAGGGCGAUAUGGCGGUCGUCUAAAUAAUGGAGGCAUCGGAGGCUCCUCUUCUCAGCUUUUGGCUCACAUCAUUUCCUUAUUGAGUGUAGAGUUCUCUAUGACAAAUCUUGGGGAUCUUCACUUUUUUCUAGGUAUCUCAGCCACUCGAUCGGUUGACGGUUUGUUUCUGUCUCAACACAAAUAUGCCACUAAGAUUCUUGAACGGGCUUCUAUGACCAACUACAAACUAACAUCAACUCCAUCCGACUUGCCUGCCAAGUUUGAUGCCACUAGUCCUCCUGUUGCUGACCCCACCUUAUAUCGCAGUCUGGCUGGUGCAUUACAGUAUCUUAUAUUCACUCGCCCAGAUAUUACCUACGUUGUUCAACAGAUAUGUUUAUACAUGCAUGACUCGCACGAGCCCCAUUUCACUGCUCGCAGGCGUAUCUUGCGAUAUAUUCGAGGUACCACUUCCCAUGGUCUUCACUUAUAUGCCUGCCCUAUUCGUACCCUCACUGCCUACUCUAGUGCUGACUGGGUUGGAUGCCCUGUUACCCAAUGCUCUACAUCUGGUUAUUGUGUCUUUUUAGGACACAAUCUUCUAUCGUGGUCCUCCAAACGUCAAAAUACGACUUCCCGGUCCAGUGUCGAAGCCGAAUACAUGGGUGUUGCAAAUGGUGUGGCUGAAACAUGUUGGAUUCAUAAUCUUCUUCUCGAGCUUCACUAUAUGCCUGCCAAAGCUACUAUUGUUUACUGUGAUAACGUUAGUGUUGUGUAUAUGUCAUCCAACCCGGUCCAUCAUCAAUGUACAAAGCAUAUGGAGAUUGAUUUGCACUUUGUCUGA
Molecule: messenger RNA, 921 nt
Organism: Lactuca sativa (garden lettuce)
Lineage: Eukaryota; Viridiplantae; Streptophyta; Magnoliopsida; Asterales; Asteraceae
Source: RefSeq, a predicted model, not a curated record